This is a messenger RNA of Asterias rubens (European starfish), 1877 nucleotides long. RefSeq lists its product as uncharacterized. The transcript has 3 exons. The coding region runs from base 137 to 1069 and encodes 310 amino acids. Lineage: Eukaryota; Metazoa; Echinodermata; Asteroidea; Forcipulatida; Asteriidae. The record is from RefSeq and is a predicted model, not a curated record.
AUGAAGGAAAUCCCCCGACUUCGACCCUCCCAUCCAAUGUCAAGUUUUUGAGCUGAUUUAAUUAGUUAAUUAUCUGACACAGCAGUGAGGUGAGGCUGCAUGCUGCUGAUACUUUGCUGUAUAGAACUAAGCAACCAUGGAGGUUGCGGCAACGUUGUUCACCGUGAAAGAAAAAGAAUGCUUUCGAAGAUUUCUCUCGAAAGAAUUUAACAUGAGUGAGCUUCUGUCAUUGGUAGAAACCAUUACCAAUCGAAAGAUUACCGUUCAAAAUAAAAAUGAGGCCAUCAGAGCAAUCAUUGCUCACUCACAAAAUGCUCUUGAGCUUCUGCGCAGAAGAAAGGUCAAAAGAGAGUACAUCUUCCGGUUUUUAUUAUCAGAGAAAGUAGCCGUGUCAUUAACUUCUGACAAAGCAGCACUCAUGAGGCAGUUUUUCUGGCAUUGUGGAACGGAAGCACCUGCAUUUGACGAAGCUGAAGAGGUUGCUAGAGAACCUCGCCGUAAUGUACCACCAGCAGCUUCAAGCGUCAGUUACACGUUUGUUCAACAGCACAUUCAUGUAUCAGGCUCAACCGCACAGGUUCCAAGUAUCACACAAGAACUCGCUCAACAAUUUACAACAUGGUUCUACCGUCAGUUGAACUCCAGUGCUCAAGGGAGCAUGCCACCCUCUGAAUGGGGACCUCAACACUUCUGGGAGGGCUCCAGACUUCGGCUCAUCGUCACCUCAUCAGAAAGACGAACAGAAGUCCUCGAAGGGGCUGAACUAGUUGCAAACCGCUUGAAAAGUUUUGUGAGUGAUGAAGGGCUGAUGUUCAAUCCUAACAUCAGCCCAAGUGGUACCAGUGGAUCGGACGACCCCCAUGGGCUGGUCGUCGUGAGGGUUUGUGGGACUAUUCAUCGACAUGAUACGUGUCUCGGAGUAUUUGAACAACAGUUUGGGCUCAUCAGAGAUCCUUUGAAACAGAACACAUGGAAAAUUAAAUUCACUGAUAUGAACUUGAAAAAGUGUGCCGUUGAGAGAAUGCCAACAUUAACGGGGCCACCUGAUAGGUUAGCAAUCCAGUCGUGAUCUGAAUUGCAAAUGAAUUCAACAGUUUUAUUGAAAUGCAUGUGAUAUUUGGUUUUACCCUACACCGUCGCUCAAUAGUAGGAAUGAAUUUCACAUGCACCUUAGUUUGAAUUCCUACUUAGCAACCAUCUACAUUGGUAAGCAGUGUCAAAUAAUAAAUGUAUAUUAUAACUCCACUUGCAAGGAUUCUUGCUUUUGAUUGGUUUAGAGCCUGCCACAUGAUAUAUCUCAGUUUUACUAGAAAGCCAUGCUAUAACCCUUUUUGAGAUAAUGACUGACACAAUGCUACAACACUAUAAGGUUUGGGUAAAUUUGUGUGUACACACCCAAACCAAACAGUACACUCCUAUCAAGUCCGCCAUACCUCAAAAAGGCUUAUAGCAAUGUGCUUCACAUGCACUAAACACUUUACUAUACCCAUAGCAACAGCGAACUAUAUCCAUAGCAACAGCAACUACCUGGUAUCUAGAAAGAAUUUUAUUUUUAUGAGUACAAUAUGAGGUAAUCCUGGGGCAUUCUUUUUUUUCCUCGUCUUUGCCUCUGGGAAAAUAGAAUGCACUGAGGAUCAUCUUGGGAGUUGUGGUUUAACCAUAGCCUUUGAACCAACCAAUAGUUGUAAUGUAUUUUGUUAUUCAAAGAAUAGGGAUAAUUUGUUGGUUGCCAUAAGUACUUUGAAGAUUUGUUUUCUUAAAAUGAAAUCAGUCAAAGGCUGUUUUCCUUCUUGACGUUCUACAAUAUAAUUAGCCAAAUCAGCUAAGCAUAAACUUACACUAUGUAAAUCAGAGCUCAUAUUAAUUGGAUGCAGCAU